AUGACAUCCUCCAAUAGUAACGGGGAUUUGAAUGGCUCGGUCAAUGGCAAUGCCACAGAUGUAGAGGGUCUUGCUCUCACUUCAAACCUGCCAGAUACAGUGCCUGAUCUCCUUCAAACGGUUGUUGGUCAUGGAAAAGAUCUCCUCGCCCAGGAUCCCGAAGCACGACUUAAGCUCCUAGAAGCGGCCCGAUCCUUGACCUAUGCAUUGGAAACUCCCCGAGAAGCCAUUAUUCGACACUGCUGGUCCGAGUCUACGAGUUAUGCAGCCCUAGAGACUGCCGUUGAUAUAAGCCUCUUCUCUGCUCUUGGCACAGAUGACAAACCAAAGACUAUCGCAGAGCUUGCUAAGGCAACUAGCGUGGAUCCAAUUUUGCUAGGGAGAUUGAUGAAGCAUCUCGCCGCAAUGGGAACGAUAACCGAGACCGGCUACAAUGAGUACAGUCCCACUGGGUUCUCAAAGGUUCUCACGGUUGAGAGAUACAGCGACGCAUUCCCACUCAUGACCCGUCGUUUCACCAAAGGAAUUAUGGCUCUCCCAGACUUCCUCAAGAAAAACAACUACCAAAACCCCACAAGUCCCACAGAUACAGCAUUCCAGAUGGGUUAUGAAACAGACAUGGGGUUCUUCGGCCACGUGAAACAGGAACCCCUUACCGCGAAGCAGUUUAAUAACCACAUGUCAGUGUACGCCCAAGGCCGAGUCCGCUGGAUGGAUCCCGGUUUCUACCCGGUCCAAGAACAGCUUAUAGAUGGGGUCACCAUCGGCGGGGACGAUGUCCUGCUUGUCGAUGUCGGAGGUAGCUUCGGUCAUGAUAUAUCCGAUUUCCGUCGGAAAUGGCCUGGUGUCCCCGGUCGACUGGUGCUUCAGGAUCUUCCUGAGGUGGUGACUUCUGUAAAGGAUUUACAUCCCUCUAUUGAUGUUACUGGUCAUGAUUUCUUUACUGAGCAACCAGUCAAAGGGGCCCGCGCGUACUAUAUGCAUUCUGUUCUCCACGACUGGCCCGAUGACCUUUGUCGCAAGAUUCUUGCUAACACUGUGGCUGCUAUGAAGCCCGGCUAUAGUAAGGUAUUGGUGAAUGAAAAUGUCAUUCCAGACACGGGGGCUUACUGGGAAACGACGAGUUUGGACUUGAUUAUGAUGGAAAUUGGAUCUGGUGAGCGAACGGAACGCCAGUGGCAUGCAUUGCUGACGUCUGCUGGACUGAAGAUUGUCAAUAUUUGGACUGCGCAGAGGGGGUGUGGAGAGUUUGAUUGA
Molecule: messenger RNA, 1257 nt
Organism: Penicillium verrucosum
Lineage: Eukaryota; Fungi; Ascomycota; Eurotiomycetes; Eurotiales; Aspergillaceae
Exons: 5
Coding region: 1-1257 (418 amino acids)
Molecular function (GO): O-methyltransferase activity
Source: RefSeq, a predicted model, not a curated record